AUGGAGCUGGAGCUGGAGCUGGGGCUUGCACCGCCGAACCACGCGGGCGCGUGCGGCAAGAGGGGGACGAAGGAGGCGUUCGGGAUCAUCGAGGCAACGCUGCCACUCUUCCUUCGCGACGAUGACGACGGGGGUGACCACGGCAGCGGCGACGCUCGCCACUGGGAAAUGGGCAACAAGGUCGCGUGUAAUUCGUGCAGGAGGAAGAGGCUGGUGGGGUGGCCGCCGGUGAAGAUCGGGCACCGCCCGCGCAGCAACGGCGGCCACGUGAAGGUGAAGAUGGAAGGGGUGCCCAUCGGGAGGAAGGUGGACCUGUCCCGCCACGCCUCCUACCACCAGCUCCACCACACGCUCCGCCUCAUGUUCCCCUCCUCCACCAAUCACUAUGGUGAUCCAGAUGUACGGGAGGAGCCGGACCGGCAUGGCUGCCGCCGUGGUCGCGCCCCAUACGCGGUCACCUGCGAGGACGGGGAUGGAGACUGGAUGUUAGUUGGAGACGCGCCGUGGGAGGACUUUGCCAGGUCGGCCAGACGGCUCAAGAUACUACUCGUGUAA
Triticum turgidum subsp. durum (durum wheat) is the source of this 555-nucleotide messenger RNA. The record is from the annotation of a GenBank genome assembly. Lineage: Eukaryota; Viridiplantae; Streptophyta; Magnoliopsida; Poales; Poaceae.